This is a messenger RNA of Sesamum indicum (sesame), 2044 nucleotides long. Its product is annotated as putative WRKY transcription factor 33. NCBI's taxonomy places the organism in Eukaryota, Viridiplantae, Streptophyta, Magnoliopsida, Lamiales, Pedaliaceae. The record is from RefSeq and is a predicted model, not a curated record. Gene Ontology annotation, molecular function: DNA-binding transcription factor activity; sequence-specific DNA binding. Gene Ontology annotation, biological process: regulation of DNA-templated transcription.
ACAUUUCCAUCUCUCUCUCUCUCCAUAUUCCAAUUCCAAAUGGCUUCUUCAGUUUCAGGUGGAGGCAGCUGCUUCAACACUUGUUCUUCUCUUAAUAAUACCACCUCUAUUCAUCAUCACCAACACCAACCCACCACCCUCUCAAAUUUAUAUAUGACUUCUUCUUCUUCUUUCAUUCAUCUUCUUGCAACUGGUAAACAUGAUGCUGAUGAAGAAGAAGAAGAAUGUUCACUAAUCAGUAGUAAGUGGUGUCUGAAUUCUGAUGAUGAAGUGCUGUUACCAAAGCACAACUCAUUCCCACCUGCUGCUGCUUCUGCUUCUCUCCCUAUAUCACCUCCUCUUUCUCCUUCUUCUUAUCUUUCCUUUCCUUCUAUUCUUCUUCAUUCUCCUCUCUUCUCCUCUUCUAAUGUUCUUCAAUCUCCAACGACCACCGGAACCUUUUCCGAGCUGUCCUCCAAGGACAUGGACAAGGAGGACACCACCAACUACACUGAUUUCUCUUUCCUAUCCCAAACAAGGCCUUCCAAUUCUUCAACGGAUUCAUUCACAAGGCAACAAGAAGAUGGCACGUUCAAUUCACUUAACAAGCAACCUGAUUUUUCAACAUUAAAUUCUGGGUUGAAAUCAGAACCUGCCCCACUACAUAGUUUUCCUCCAGAGCUUUCCACAGUUCAAACAAACGUACACGGUGUUUCUGCCCCGCCGCCGCCUAGCCAAAUGCAUUACUCUCAACCACCACAAUAUGUUAAGGAGCAGAGAAAAUCAGACGAUGGUUACAAUUGGAGGAAAUACGGACAGAAGCAAGUUAAGGGAAGCGCGAAUCCUCGUAGUUAUUACAAGUGCACUUUCCCAAACUGUCCUACCAAGAAGAAGGUCGAACAGAAUCUGGAUGGACAUAUUACCGAGAUAGUGUAUAAAGGAUGCCACAACCAUCCGAAGCCCCAAUCCACUAGAAGAUCAUCUUCCAACUUGAUUCAGAAUCAGGAGUACAGUAACCACUCGAACUCAUUGUUUGAAAAUGCUCGGAAGCAGGGCGAGACAACCCCAGAGAAUUCAUCAGCUUCUUUUGGCGAUGAUGAUUUUGAACAGGGCUCCUCGAUGAGUAACUCAAGAGAGGAUGAUGAGAGUGAGCCUGAAGCCAAGAGAUGGAAGGGGGAAAACGAGAAUGAGGGGGUGUCAGCUUCUGGAAGUAGAACAGUUCGAGAACCUAGAGUUGUAGUUCAGACAACAAGCGACAUCGACAUUCUUGAUGAUGGUUAUAGAUGGAGGAAGUAUGGACAGAAAGUGGUCAAGGGCAACCCAAAUCCUAGGAGUUACUACAAAUGCACUUCUAAUGGCUGUUCGGUUAGGAAACAUGUGGAACGAGCAUGCCACGACUCAAGGGCAGUGAUCACCACAUAUGAAGGGAAGCACAAUCAUGAUGUCCCUGCAGCACGAGGUAGUGGGAGUUACAAUAUGAGCAGACAACCAGCCAUGAACACAACUCUAAAGCCGUCUGCCAUGAGCAGCAACUCUAAUGGGAUGAACUUCCCCAACCCAACUGGGAUGCAAACGAUGCAAAACCAAACACCAUACUCUCUUCAGAUGCUUCAGAACACAGAUGGUCUUGCAUUUUCAGGUUUUGGAAACUCAGCAGGUGCCUAUAUUAGUCAGAUGCAGCAGGGACAGAAUUCCCUGGCCACAACCAAAGAAGAACCUGGAGACGACUCAUUUUUUGACUCUUUUCUAGACUGAAGAUGCCCUGGGAGCAAAUCCUGGGUACUGGCAAAUGCUUAGCUACUGUUGUGUGACAAAUAAUUUGUGAUCAUAUUGGCAUUUUGUUGUAAAUCUUACAAUAGGGAUUAGGGGGUAUUUUUUCAUUAGUUCUGCCGUCAUUGAAGCUGGACAGUGGCCGCAUAUACGUUUUAGUUCCACAAAGAAGAAAAAUAGAACAAAAAAAAUGUGUUAGGGGCUUUAUAUUCAUUCUCAGAGAAGUUUUCAGUAGGCUGAUUCCUCUGUCAGAAGUAUUGAAAUUCUCCUUAAUAAAUUUUUGUUACUUCUCAAA